This is a messenger RNA of Lipotes vexillifer (Yangtze River dolphin), 7818 nucleotides long. RefSeq names its product microtubule associated serine/threonine kinase family member 4 (gene MAST4). NCBI's taxonomy places the organism in Eukaryota, Metazoa, Chordata, Mammalia, Artiodactyla, Lipotidae. Gene Ontology annotation, molecular function: ATP binding; magnesium ion binding; protein serine/threonine kinase activity. The transcript is spliced from 29 exons. Gene Ontology annotation, biological process: cytoskeleton organization; intracellular signal transduction; peptidyl-serine phosphorylation. The record is from RefSeq and is a predicted model, not a curated record. Bases 1 to 7818 code for a protein of 2605 amino acids.
AUGGGGGAGAAAGUUUCGGAGGUGCUGGAGCCAGUGCUCCGCGGCUGCAGCGGCCACAGUGCCCGGACUCCCGCCCCUGCGGCGGCUGCCGCGUCCUCGCCGGGAGCUUCCUCUGCCGAGUCCUCAUCGGGCUCAGAAACUCUGUCGGAGGAAGGGGAGCCCAGCUUCUCUCGCGAGCACCCGCCGCCGCCGCCGCCGCCGCCGGGCGGCGCUCGGCCUCCCGCCGCGUGGGCUCCAGCGCACUUGGUGCCCGAGCGUGGAGUCCCCGCGCCGCCGCCGCAGCCGCCGCUGCCCGGAGGAGCCGCGACCCCCGCGCCCCGGGGCAGCAGCGCGUCCCAGGAAGAGCAGGAUGAGGAGCUUGACCACAUACUAUCCCCUCCGCCCAUGCCAUUUCGGAAGUGCAGCAACCCAGACGUGGCUUCUGGCCCUGGAAAGUCGCUGAAGUUUAAAAGACAGCUGAGUGAGGAUGGAAGACAGCUGCGGCGGGGAAGCCUGGGGGGUGCUCUGACUGGGAGGUACCUCCUUCCAAACCCGGUGGCGGGGCAGGCCUGGGCAACCUCUGCAGAGACGUCCAACCUCGUGCGCAUGCGCAGCCAGGUCCUGGGCCAGUCGGCGCCCUUGCUCACGGCCAGCCUGAAGGAGCUGAGUCUCCCCAGAAGAGGAAGUCUUUGCCGAACCAGCAACCGGAAAAGCUUGAUAGGUAAUGGGCAGCCCCCAGCACUGCCUCGGCCUCACUCACCUCUCUCUGCUCAUGCAGGAAAUAGCCCUCAAGAUAGUCCAAGAAACUUCUCCCCCAGUGCCUCUGCCCAUUUUUCAUUUGCACGGAGGACUGAUGGACGCCGCUGGUCCUUGGCUUCUCUCCCCUCCUCUGGCUAUGGGACAAACACGCCCAGCUCCACGGUCUCUUCAUCCUGUUCCUCCCAGGAGAAGUUGCACCAGUUACCAUAUCAACCAACACCAGAUGAAUUACACUUCUUAUCAAAACAUUUUUGUACCACCGAAAGCAUCGCCACAGAGAGCAGAUGCAGGAAUACACCCAUGCGCCCCCGUUCCCGAAGUCUGAGCCCUGGACGCUCUCCCGCCUGCUGUGACCAUGAAAUAAUUAUGAUGAACCAUGUCUACAAGGAAAGAUUCCCAAAGGCUACAGCUCAGAUGGAAGAGCGCCUAAAGGAAAUAAUCACCAGCUACUCCCCGGACCACGUCCUCCCCCUCGCAGAUGGAGUGCUUAGUUUCACUCACCAUCAGAUUAUUGAACUGGCUCGUGAUUGCUUGGAUAAAUCCCACCAGGGCCUCAUCACCUCACGAUACUUCCUUGAAUUACAGCACAAGUUAGAUAAGUUGCUACAUGAGGCUCAUGAUCGUUCAGAAAGUGGAGAAUUGGCAUUUAUCAAACAGCUAGUUCGAAAGAUCCUGAUUGUUAUUGCCCGUCCUGCUCGGUUAUUAGAGUGCCUGGAAUUUGAUCCUGAAGAAUUUUACUACCUAUUGGAAGCAGCAGAAGGCCAUGCAAAAGAAGGACAGGUUAUUAAAACUGACAUUCCCAGGUACAUCAUUAGCCAGCUGGGUCUCAAUAAGGAUCCUCUGGAAGAAAUGGCUCAGCUGGGAAACUAUGAUAGUGGGACAGCAGAAACACCAGAAACAGAUGAAUCAGUGAAAAGCUCUAAUGCUUCCCUGAAACUUCGAAGGAAACCUCGGGAAAGUGAUUUUGAGACGAUUAAAUUGAUUAGCAAUGGAGCCUAUGGGGCAGUCUAUUUUGUUCGGCAUAAGGAAUCGCGGCAGAGGUUUGCCAUGAAGAAGAUUAAUAAACAGAACCUCAUCCUCCGAAACCAGAUCCAGCAGGCCUUUGUGGAACGGGAUAUCCUGACUUUUGCAGAAAACCCUUUUGUUGUCAGCAUGUAUUGCUCCUUUGAGACCAGGCGCCACUUGUGCAUGGUCAUGGAAUAUGUCGAAGGAGGUGACUGUGCCACCUUAAUGAAGAACAUGGGUCCUCUCCCUGUUGAUAUGGCCAGGAUGUACUUUGCUGAGACAGUCCUGGCCUUGGAAUAUCUACAUAAUUAUGGAAUUGUACAUAGGGAUUUGAAACCAGACAAUUUGUUGGUCACCUCCAUGGGGCACAUAAAGCUGACAGAUUUUGGAUUAUCCAAGGUGGGGCUAAUGAGCAUGACUACCAAUCUUUAUGAGGGUCAUAUUGAGAAGGAUGCUCGAGAGUUCUUGGACAAACAGGUCUGUGGCACACCUGAAUACAUUGCACCAGAAGUGAUUCUGAGGCAGGGCUAUGGGAAGCCGGUAGACUGGUGGGCCAUGGGGAUUAUCCUCUAUGAAUUUCUGGUUGGAUGCGUGCCAUUCUUUGGGGACACUCCAGAAGAGCUAUUUGGACAAGUCAUCAGUGAUGAGAUCAACUGGCCUGAAAAGGAUGAGGCGCCACCACCUGAUGCCCAGGAUCUGAUUACCUUGCUUCUCAGGCAGAAUCCCCUGGAGAGACUGGGAACAGGUGGUGCGUAUGAAGUCAAACAGCAUCGAUUCUUCCGUUUCUUAGACUGGAACAGUUUGCUGAGACAGAAGGCAGAAUUCAUUCCCCAACUGGAAUCCGAAGAUGACACAAGUUAUUUUGAUACGCGGUCAGAGAAGUACCAUCAUAUGGAGACUGAGGAAGAAGACGACACAAAUGACGAAGACUUUAAUGUGGAAAUAAGGCAGUUUUCCUCAUGUUCACAUAGGUUUUCUAAAGUUUUCAGCAGUAUAGAUCGAGGUACUCAGAAUCCAGGAGAAGAGAAGGAAGACCCUGGGGACAAAACCAAAAGCACAACUUUGCCAUCCACGGAAACAUUAAGCUGGAGUUCAGAGUAUUCUGAAAUGCAACAGUUAUCCACAUCCAACUCUUCGGAUACUGAAAGCAACAGACAUAAAGUCGGUUCUGGCCUGCUUCCCAAACUGGCUAUUUCAGCAGAGGCAGAACAAGAUGAGGCUGCCCCCCACCCCAGAGAGCUGCAUGAGCAGCGGGAAAAGCCAGCCCCACCCCCUGCAGAGAGUGCUCAGGAGGAGCCCGAGGUCAGCACUCCGGCCAGCACCAUCAGCAGCUCCACCUUGUCAGUUGGCAGUUUUUCAGAGCACUUGGAUCAGAUAAAUGGACGAAGCGAGUGUGUGGACAGUACAGAUAAUUCCUCAAAGCCCUCCAGUGAACCCACUUCUCACAUGGCUCGUCAGCGAUUAGAAAGCACAGAGAAAAAGAAAAUCUCGGGGAAAGUCACAAAGUCCCUUUCUGCCAGUGCUCUGUCCCUCAUGAUCCCAGGAGAUAUGUUUGCUGUUUCUCCACUGGGAAGUCCAAUGUCUCCCCAUUCUCUGUCCUCGGACCCUUCUUCCUCAAGGGAUUCCUCUCCCAGCCGAGAUUCCUCAGGAGCUUCUGCCAGUCCGCACCAGCCCGUUGUGAUCCACAGUUCAGGGAAGAACUAUGGUUUCACCAUCCGAGCCAUCCGGGUGUAUGUGGGAGACAGCGACAUUUACACAGUGCAUCAUAUCGUUUGGAACGUAGAAGAAGGAAGUCCAGCUUGCCAGGCAGGACUGAAGGCUGGGGAUCUGAUCACACACGUCAAUGGAGAGCCAGUGCAUGGACUCGUCCACACAGAAGUUAUAGAGCUCCUGCUAAAGAGUGGAAAUAAGGUGUCGAUCAUGACCACCCCAUUUGAGAACACAUCAAUCAAGACAGGGCCAGCCAGGAGAAACAGCUAUAAGAGCCGGAUGGUAAGGCGGAGCAAGAAAUCCAAGAAGAAGGAAAGUCUGGAAAGGAGAAGAUCCCUUUUCAAAAAACUAGCCAAGCAGCCUUCUCCUCUACUCCACACCAGCCGAAGUUUCUCCUGCUUGAACAGAUCCCUGUCAUCAGGGGAGAGCCUCCCGGGGUCCCCCACUCACAGCUUGUCUCCCCGAUCCCCUACUCCCAGCUACCGCUCCACCCCCGACUUCCCAUCCGGUACUAACUCCUCCCAGAGCAGCUCCCCAAGCUCUAGUGCCCCCAACUCCCCAGCGGGGUCAGGACACAUCCGACCCAGCACUCUCCACGGCCUGGCCCCCAAACUCAGCGGGCAGCGAUACCGGUCAGGAAGACGUAAGUCAGCGGGCAGCAUCCCACUCUCCCCGCUGGCCCGGACACCCUCUCCAACUCCACAGCCCACCUCACCUCAGCGGUCACCGUCCCCCCUGUUGGGACAUUCACUUGGCAACUCCAAGAUCUCUCAAGCCUUUCCCAGCAAAAUGCACUCCCCCCCGACCAUCGUCAGACACAUCGUGAGGCCCAAGAGCGCAGAGCCCCCGCGGUCCCCGCUGCUCAAGCGCGUGCAGUCGGAGGAGAAGCUCUCUCCCUCCUACGGCAGUGACAAGAAGCACCUGUGCUCCCGCAAGCACAGCCUGGAGGUCACCCAGGAGGAGGUGCCGCCGCGGGAGCAGUCCCAGCGGGAGGUGACCUUGCAGAGCCUGGAGGAGAAUGUGUGCGACACGCCUGCCCUCAGCCGGGCCAGGCCCGUGGAGCAAGGCUGCCUGAAACGCCCUGUGUCCCGGAAGCUGGGCCGACAGGAGUCUGUGGACGAGCUGGACCGAGAGAAGCUGAAGGCCAAGGUGGUGGUGAAGAAACCCGACGGGCUCCCAGAGAAACAGGAAUCCCGCCAGAAACCCCAUGGACUUGGCAAUGAUGUGGAAAACCUCUCUGCUUUUAGGCUAGAAGACAGAGAGAAGAAAAUCUAUCCAAAGGCUUCGGAAAGGUCAAAUCAUUUUGAAAACAAAGCAGCCGCGCAGGAGGCCCAGGCCCCGGGCAGCCUGCUGAAAGAUGCUCUCCACAAUCAGGCCAGUGUGCGGGCCAGCGAGGCUGUCACCUCGGAGGGGGCGGCAGCUCCCAGGGACCACAGCCAGGGCACCAGUGACCUCAAACGAGCCUCGGCUCACAGCACCCUCCAAGACGGUCUCUGUCACGCCACCCACAGGCCCACCUCCGGGAAGGGUGAGCACACGGAGAAGGCCCCGCAGGCCAAGGAGGGUCCCCGGUGUGAGAAGUUAGACAGCAAGCUGGCCAACAUCGAUUACCUCCGAAAGAAGAUGUCCCUUGAAGACAAAGAUGAUGGCCCCUGCCCUGUGCUCAAGCCCAAGAUGACACCUGGUGCCCAGGAGGGCCUGCCGGGGAACGCGGGCCGACCGGCCGGGGGGCAGCAGGAGGCGCAGCCGGCCUCCGAGAGCUGCGCGCCAUUCAUCAGCGGCCACGUGGCUCAGCUCAGCACCGUCUCCUUUGUCCCUCUCAAGGCCCUUUCUGGCCGGGUGGACAGCGGAGCGGAGAAGCCAGGCUUGGCUGCUCCAGAGUCGCCUGUCCGGAAAAGCCCCUCCGAGUAUAAGCUGGAAGGGCGGUCUGUGUCAUGCCUGAAGCCCAUUGAGGGCACUUUGGACAUUGCUCUUCUGUCUGGACCGCAGGCCUCCAAGACGGAGCUGCCUUCACCGGAGGCUGCCCGGAGCCCCAGCCCAGGCAGUGACGUAGGGCCCCCUGUGCCACAGGCUCCCGCCAGCAGCGUGGGGAGGAAGGGUGAAACUGCGGGUCAGAGGGAGUCCUCCCCUGCCAGCUUCAAGGUGAACAAAUCCUACCUGCUCGAGCCUCGGUUCCCACCACCCAGCCGGGGUCUGCAGGGCUCACCGGCAGCACCCCUGCCUGACCCAGAGCUAAAGCUGGACAGGAAGGUUUCCCACGCAGCCAGGACCCCGGCGACCAUCGUGGAAAGCCAUCCCCAGCGGGGAGGGGGCAGCCCCGGCCAACACCAAGACCACAGCCCCGAUGUUACGCUCCUUCCCCUCCUGGGGCAGAACCUCCAAGGUGCUGACCCGUCUGGAUUGCGCAGCCCGCCCCCACCUGAAGGUGCCCCCUUGAGGGAGAAGCCUAGCGGGAGGGAGUCGUCCGAAAGGGGCCCUUCCACAGCCAGAAGUGAGCGGUUGGCUUUGAGGGCCGACAUCCGCAGAGACCCCUCCAAGGAGCUGUAUCCACUAGAAGCUGCUAAAACCAGUGACAACUCCAAAACCCUCCCCGCUGUGGGGAGGACCCGCCCAGAUGUCUCCACCCAGACCCAGGCCUUGGAGAAAGCAUGCGGGCCUUGUGGGAAAACAAACCCCAAAGACGGCCGAGAUGAGGUGAGGCCACUGGCCAGAGAAGACCCCUCUUUGCACUCUACAGCGGCUCCUUGUGAGAGGGAGCUGGGCAAGGGAAGGAGUGGCCCGGAAUCUAAGCUGGCAUCCGCUCCUGCCAGGUGGUCUCUGGAGCCACCCGGGACAGAGAGUGAGAAGAGUGAAAAGCUCUCCGGUUUCCGAUCUGUGCAGAAAGAUGGUCCCAAGGAACCAGAAAGGAAAGAACAGCCCCUGCAGAAGCAUCAUCUCACCAGUAGCUCUCAGCCCCUACCUACCACCAAAGAGCUCCCUGGCCUGGCCGCUCAGCAGCAUUACAUUCAACAAAGCUACCCUGCUGGCUCUCUGCCCGGGAGCAAGCCCUGUGCUACAGACUCAAGCCUGGGCCUCCAGGACCCUCCCAAGCCCACUGCUGUGCUCUGUGAAAGCAGCAGCCACAAGCCCAGGUCUGGCCCCGACACAGCCCCUCCAAGGUCUAAGCACCCAGACCGGCCCCUCUUCUCCCAGAAGCUGAGCAUUGAGGCUGCAGUGGGCAAAGAGCCUGGUGCCCGGCCCCCCGGCAAAGAGGGGAAGGGCAGCAGUAAGGGUGUGUCGGAGGAGUUCCCUGCCCUCCCAGGGCCCCAGAGCACAGCCCGCGAUGUGAUUGGCCAGGGAGCAAGUGGGCCCUCAGUCCCCCUACACAUGGAAUGGGGUCCUCUAGACACCAAGCUGAGACCCACCAGCAGUGGGCAUCCCCCAGAGGCACUGGAGAAGCCCGCACAUCCACCACGGCAAGGACCCCCAGGGGCCAGUGAGUCGGUGGACCAGAAACUUCCCACUGUUGGGGAAAGGCAAAACCCAUCUCCAAAGGCCCCCAAACCAUCCACUGUGAAAGAUUAUACCCCUCUGUGCAAACAGACAGACAGGAGCCUGAGUCCGCCGGCUGCCAGCGCUGACUCCUGGAAGUCUGAAGGCAAGAAAUGCACCGAAGCACUUUACUCCCCUGUGGACAGCGGGAAGCCGGGGGCCAGCCUUUCCCCGGUGCAAGGUGAGGCUGGGCCCAAGGGCACGGAGAGGCCGGCAGCAGCCGCCGCCGGGAAGGGCUGGCCGGAGGCCAAGGGGAAAGGGCCCGGUUCCCAGAAGCCACUGACGGAGGCGGGCAAGCCCAGUGGCAUGAAACGGUCGCCCUCGGCCACGGCACAGAGCUCUUUCCGCUGCACUGCCCUCCCCGAGAAGUCUCUGAGCUACUCCUCUGGCUUUCCCGAGGCCAGAUCAGUAGUUCCAGAGACUUCUACAACCUGCAGCGACACCUUCUCUGCCAAGGCCGGCAGGGCCACGGCUGAGCCCCCAGCCUCCAGCAGCAGGGACCAUCGAAAGCCCCUGCCUGGGGGGGAUGGCAGAACCCAAAUGACAAAGAGCGACUCCUUGCCAUCCUUCCGCAGCUCAGCCAUCACUCUGGAAUCCUAUCACCCCAACCCAGGCGUGGGGGAGGGCGCCAGCCGAGAAACCAAAGGGAAAGAGCCGGCCCCCGCCCAGCCAGCUCAGACUAGGAAGCAGAAUGUGGGCAGAGAGGUGACCAAGCCGUUCCCCGCUCCAAGCGCGGAGCGCCCCAUCGCCCUUCCUUCUGAGAAGGACUCCGGGGUGCGACAGAGGCGGGGGAAAGAGAGUUUGCGUGGCAGCCCACACAAAAAGGCCUUGUGA